UUCGCAAGAUUCAAAAUUUAUAUAAAUCAAUAUAAACAUAAAUAAUGCAAUAAUUUCGAAUAAUAAAAUAACGAACUUAAUUCAAAUUAGUCAGUGUCUGAAAUAUUGGAUGAUAAUCUAUUCUAUAUCUAGUCUGUGAUAAUAAAAAAUUAUAAUAUUUACACAAUUUAAUAUAUGUGGUAAUAAGUUAUCAGAAUGAAGAUAUGAACUUAAAUUUAUUAUAAUAAAUAAAUUAAAAUUAAUUUUAAAAAUUAAUAAAUACUUAUACACUAUGGCUUCAGCUUCAAGUACAAGUGCUCGAAGUUUAUUUGUUGAAUCAAAAAUGAGAUUAGCUGAUAGAGUACAAGUUAAUGUGAACAAUAUUGCAUCUCUUGCCAGACAAAUACAAAGAGGUUCAAAAAGUAGCGAAAUAAUAAUGCAUAGUGCAAAAAAUUUUGCACAGCAAGAACAUGGUGUAGAGAUUGCAGAAGCUAAUUUAAAAAAAAUUGCUCUUAUAACUACUCAUUUAGAAUAUCAAAUGGAAUCUAUUAACAAAAGUUUUAUAACUUUGGAAGAAGUUACCGAACAAGUACGUGCUAUGCAAAGAUAAAUUGUAAUAAAUAUUUACCAUAUUUUCAUUUAUAAUAUAUAUUUAAUGAUAUAUUUUGUAUUUUUGUAUUAUAUUAUUAUUAUUAUUAAUAUAUUAUAUUAUUAAUAUGUUUUAAUUAUGUAUAGUAUUUUAUUAUUAUUACUAAUGAAACAAAUUAAUCUGAAAUUUAGCUUAUAUAAUUGUAUAUAUAUUUUAUAAUUAUUGUUUAUCAAAUAUAUAAAUAAGAUUAUUAUAUAAUUUGUAUAAUAGAGUUCAAUUUUAUGAAUAUUUGUAUAGUAAUGUAAAAUAUUGUUUACUUAACAUUUAUUUUUAAUUUAUAACUUAUUUAAUCAAAUUUAAUCAACUAUUAUAUUUCAUAAUUAUUAUAAUAAAAAUAUAUCAUUCUUGUAAUAUAUAUAAUUUUGUAUAUUAUGUAUUAUAUAUUAUAUAUUUCAAGUAUUUUUAACUAUAUUUCAAAUAUAUUUAAAUUAUAAAUA
This is a messenger RNA of Apis cerana (Asiatic honeybee), 1065 nucleotides long. RefSeq names its product BLOC-1 related complex subunit 7 (gene BORCS7). The record is from RefSeq and is a predicted model, not a curated record. Gene Ontology annotation, cellular component: BORC complex. NCBI's taxonomy places the organism in Eukaryota, Metazoa, Arthropoda, Insecta, Hymenoptera, Apidae.